Musca vetustissima is the source of this 558-nucleotide messenger RNA. RefSeq names its product protein-lysine N-methyltransferase EEF2KMT-like. The annotation marks the transcript as partial. The record is from RefSeq and is a predicted model, not a curated record. Lineage: Eukaryota; Metazoa; Arthropoda; Insecta; Diptera; Muscidae. The transcript has 2 exons.
AUGUCCGAAACAACCUCAAUGGAAUUUAAAACAUUUCUCAGACAAAUACAAAAACAAUAUUUGUGCUGUUAUCCCUUGCAUUGCAUAGAAUGGGAAGCCUUCCCCAAAGAUAUGACCUGGGAUCAACAGAAGGAUCUAAUAGAUGCCACCUACAAUACAGCGCUAAAUCAACAGCUACCCAUUAAAAUUGCCUACCAAUUGAAUUUUCUCAAGAAGUUGAUAGCAUUUUUGGAACAAACUACCUCAGAAGUCCAUGACACCGUCUAUGAGAGUUAUUGUGAUGUCCAACUGCGGGUUGCCGAAGAUAGUACACAAAAAUAUGCAUUUAAACAUUAUCUACUGGACGAUGAGAUUCACUUUACGCUACGGGAAUCAAAAAGUUUUGUGGCCGAAGGCACUACAGGCCUUUGCAGUUGGCAAGCGUCGCUGGCAUUAUCCGAUUUUAUGUUACACCAUCGGGAUUUAUUGGAAAAUAAACGAAUUCUUGAAUUGGGAGCUGGUACGGGUCUAUGUGGUUUUAUACUAUUUAAAAUGUGUAAACCCCAACAGAUCAUGAUU